Messenger RNA from Papaver somniferum (opium poppy), 895 nucleotides. RefSeq names its product sulfated surface glycoprotein 185-like. The record is from RefSeq and is a predicted model, not a curated record. The coding region runs from base 79 to 660 and encodes 193 amino acids. NCBI's taxonomy places the organism in Eukaryota, Viridiplantae, Streptophyta, Magnoliopsida, Ranunculales, Papaveraceae. The transcript has 2 exons.
AGCUUUCCAUCACAUAAACACAAGUCUCCAAAGAAGAGAAAGAAAGAAACAUAGUAGCAGUUGUUAUUCAUUGUAACGAUGGAGUUUAUUCAAAGAAAUUUUGCAUCAGUUGGGGUUUUACUGUUCGCAAUAGUUGGAGUUUCGUUGCUGCAACAGAUGGCUGCACAACACCACCACUACGGAUCACCUGAUCCAAGUCAAUGUUCGGCGAUUGGCUCCACUGGAGAAGCUUGCACAAACAAGCAAACCGUAAAUAUAAAUAUAAAAAUAACGUAUGACGGUUGUUGUGGUUGUCAAGCACCCCCAGGUCCAUGUCCAUCCCCACCAUCACCUCCUCCUCCUCCAUCCCCAUCUCCAUCACCACCACCUCCAUCCCCAUCUCCACCUCCACCUCCUCCAGCUGUGUUCGUAUGCGAAGAAGGAGUAGACUCUUAUUCAGAUAACUACAUGUCCGAUGAAACUGAUUGCAACCUUUGUGAAGAUGAUUGUGCUACUACAUGCUCGCGAUCAGGAACUCCUGUGAUAAAUCAAUCAUGCUCGAAAGAAGAAAAUCCUUCUGCAUUAUUUUGCAAGUGUUGUUGCAAGGGUCCCAGUACCCCGUCGUCGUCGUCAGUUUCUGCUCUUGGUUCAUUAUUACUCACUGAAGCAUUAAUACAGUGAACCUGAGCUGCCAUCCCGUGGUGCUGGGAUCCGGUGAAGUCUGCACAGCUAGCCUUUGCUUACUUUGUAUUCUAAAAACGUAAAUUAUGGUUUUACGAUGGAAACACGUCAGCGCCGGAAAACUGCGUACUUUUUGUUACAUCGAGUUUUAGGGUCCUUGGAAAUUUUCCUACGUUUAUGUGGAAAUUAUGUUGUGCAUUCAAUGAAUCAAUAAUAAUAAAAAAACAAAAUUAGU